Messenger RNA from Oncorhynchus kisutch (coho salmon), 1186 nucleotides. RefSeq names its product odorant receptor 131-2-like. Gene Ontology annotation, biological process: detection of chemical stimulus involved in sensory perception of smell; G protein-coupled receptor signaling pathway. Gene Ontology annotation, molecular function: G protein-coupled receptor activity; odorant binding; olfactory receptor activity. The record is from RefSeq and is a predicted model, not a curated record. Gene Ontology annotation, cellular component: membrane. The transcript has a single exon. NCBI's taxonomy places the organism in Eukaryota, Metazoa, Chordata, Actinopteri, Salmoniformes, Salmonidae. The coding region runs from base 85 to 1023 and encodes 312 amino acids.
GUCUAAGUACUUCUUGAUAAUCAACGAGUAAUGAACUUCACCAAAGGCCGAAAUCAAUUCAACAUUGCUUUCAUGAACAACUGAAUGAUGAACAACAGCAGAGCAAUGGAUAACUUCAGUGAUGCUUUCAUUAAAAACUUCACAACAAUUGCCCUGGGUGUAAUCAUCAACUACAUCAAUGGAACCUUUGUGUAUAUUUUCUUCAAGAGUCAUAUCUUCUACAGUGACCCGAGGUAUAUUCUAUACAUUCACCUGGUGAUCAACGACAUGAUUAUGCUGUCUUUUGCAGUGAUGCUACAGGUUAUAACAUAUGCGCUUCCAUAUGGCCUGAAUAUGUUUGUUUGCUGUAUGAUGCUUGUAAUCACAAGCACAACCAACAGAAAUAGUCCAUUGAACUUAGCAGGCAUGGCCAUAGAGCGCUACAUUGCUGUCUGUAAGCCCCUGCAUCAUAUUCAGAUCUGUACAGUGCGUAGGACCUACAUCCUCAUCUGCCUCAUCUGGAGUGUGGCAGUCAUCCCUGCACUCAGUGACAUCAUCAUUGUGCUAGCUACUAAACCAUUCACAAUUUUUUCCAUAGGCGUUCUAUGUUAUAACAAUGCUGUUUAUGGUUCCCCAUAUCAUGAGGCUACAUCCACGGCGGUCCAUAUUGUUAACCUGUCAUUUGUAUUUCUGACAUUGUUCGUAACUUAUUUUAAGGUCCUUUUUGCUGCAAAAGCUGCCAUAACAGACCCAGCGUCGGCUCGAAAGGCUCGUAACACAAUAUUGUUACAUGGGGUUCAACUUCUGUUCUGCAUGCUGGGGUAUAUCACGCCCCUAACCAAUAUGAUUCUCUUGUCUCUCUUCCCAAAUAAGCGAACAACCAUUCUGUUCUCAAAUUUCCUUUUCACCAAUGUUUUGCCACGUCUCUUAAGCCCAGUGAUUUACGGUUUAAGAGAUCAGAAAUUUGCCAAGUAUAUGAGAGUUUACUAUUCAUGCAAACAAUAUGAUAUCCAAAUAAAGCCCACUGAAGUUCAAGUGAAUUAAAAAAAGCGGUAGGGUAAAUUGUAACCUGUUCAUAAUCGUAUAAUUUGCAUCAGAAUGGGCUGGAUGUGUCAACUGUGUAUUGUGUUGAUCUGCACAGGACCUGCAUUUUCAUCGCCCUCAUCUGGGGUCAUCACUGGACCCACUGAUAUCAUCACUGUGCUUG